CUGCCUGCCACAUUUCCACUCAUUUCAUGUUAAAGAGAAGGGUUCCCCAUUUUCCUAGUACCUUCCUCGCCCCUUCCCAUUUUCAGCCACUUAUCUAGUGUAGCGUCGGCGUAUACCCGUCUCUUGAUAAUGGGGAACGCAGCUUCCUGUGCACCUUCAAUCAUCUCAAGUGGAGUAGUGAAGGUGCUAUUCCCAGAUGGGAAUAUGCAGAUGUAUACAAAACCAGUUAAAGCAGCGGAUCUCAUGUUAGAGAAUCCUGGACAAUUUGUCUGUGAUUCAAGCAGUCUAAAAGUUGGUUACAGGAUUCACGGUCUAACAGCAGAUGAAGUGCUAGAGCGACGCCAAGUCUACUUCCUUCUCCCCAUGGAAUUGCUCUACUCAGUGCUCACACAUGAGGAAAUGAGCUGUCUCACUUGCAAGGCUACCAAGGCAUUGAAACAUGCAACUUUCAAUAAUUUUGGGAAAAUUUUUCCUGUCUUUACUGAGUUUUGCAUUUUCCCGUCCGAGGCCAAGACACCAGAGAAUCCGGUGAGCAAGACAGCAGAUUCGGUGGAGAGGUAUUCCAAGCAGAGAUCGUGGAGGCCAGCAUUGGAGACAAUUGUUGAAACUCCCUGUAGGCAAUAACGAACCAAAGUUCCUAUUAUAUACAUUGUUCUUUUUUUCCUUUCCUCCGUUUGUUUUUAAGUGGUUCUAUUUGUUCAGAUUACAAGUAAUAGGAUACAAAUUGGGGAUCAGAGAUACCAGUUUUCUGCUGAA
Molecule: messenger RNA, 756 nt
Organism: Theobroma cacao (cacao)
Lineage: Eukaryota; Viridiplantae; Streptophyta; Magnoliopsida; Malvales; Malvaceae
Product: DUF4228 domain protein
Source: RefSeq, a predicted model, not a curated record